GCGCCCGGACGCCUACGUCGUAGCGCGCUACGAGCUACGAGCGCCGCGCUACGAACUUAGUUCGAAUAUUAAAAGUUAAUCGGAUUUAAUUAAUAGUUUAAUUAAUUAUUAAUAAGUAGGCUAAGCUUCUUUAAUAAGUGUGUAGAAAUAACAAUGUGUGACAUUAGAAGGGCAGUGACUGAGUUGUGCACGCGGUAACCUAUUUAAAUGCUUCGUUAUAAAGCUGAGGAAGCGGAGUGAUUGAGGUGAUGCCGCGGCGCCAUGGGACGGCGCGCUAGUGCAAUGGAGCUCUCUGCUUCGUUACUGGUGCUUCUCCAUCUAUCGAUGCAUGUCGUCGAUGAGGGCCAUGCUGUCAAUCCAAGUUGUGGGUGCAUCAGGUUCACGUCGACGUACGGCAAGCCGCGCGGCACGUUCAGCAGCCCGGACUACCCCCGCCCGUACCCCGCGCGUCUCCACUGUCUGCUCUACACCUUCCUCGCCGCGCCGCAUCAGAUCGUAGAGCUCGUCUUCACCGACUUCAAUAUCUACAAGGAGCAUCUCGACUGCGCUCGGGGUGACUACCUGAAGGUAUACUGGGAGGUGCAAGGCCCAGGCCCGCCCGGGGCCGUCAACGAGCGCUCCGCGUGGGCCCGCGAGCUAUGCGGGACCCGCGCUGAGGCCCCAACGGCUUUGUACUCGCCAGGGCCGUCGCUGGUGCUUGAGUUCCAUACAGCAGAGAAGCAAACCAAUGCUACCGGCUUCGUUGGGACUUACAGCUUUAUUGAUAAACGUCUCUUCGAAACCGAGGGUAUGCGAGUGCCGGGUACAGAAUGCGACUUCCAGUUCAGCAGGUCUGGCAGCCGACCCACGCACGGCCGCUUCUACAGCCCCCUAUACCCGUCCGUCUAUCCCAACAACAUCAGGUGCUCCUACCACUUCCACGCGAGACCCAAGGAGCGCGUGAAAUUGGUGUUCAAAGAAAUAUCCCUUCAGAAAGGUGACGUAAGCUGUCUUCGGCGAGCGGACAUCAUCAAAGUGUUCGAUGGCAGAGACGCGAGUGCGCCUACCAUAGCUAUGCUCUGCAACGAGCUCACAGAGUAUGAAGUGCUGUCGACGGGGCCAGCCCUACUGGUGCAGUUCACAGCCAACUCCGCCACCCCUGGCCAGGGCUUCGACGCCACCUUCCACUUCCAGCCGCCUCCUGACUCCACAGCUGCUGAUUCUGAUCGCUUAUUGAAAUUAAGCUUUGGAAAAGCCUUCGAGUCCCUAGGACCUGAAGUGAGCGCAACAACGUCAUCAUGCCACCAAGAAUUCAGCAGUGAUGGGUCAAAACAUGGCACCCUCACAUCACCGCAUUACCCUUCGCCAUAUCCACCGAAUACACAUUGUCACUAUGAAUUCUUUGGUAGAGGAAAAGAAAGAGUUCGAUUAAUAUUUCAAGAUUUCUUUUUACAUAAAGCGGAAGAUGGAUCAGUAGAUUGUACCAACGUGGAUUCCUUACAAGCAUUCGUCAAUGUAGAUGGAAGGCUUGAGAAGGUGGAGACGUUCUGCGGCAUCAACCUUCCGAAGCCAAUCAUGUCCAAUGGUCCCAAGCUCAUGCUGGAAUUCCGGGGAACAAAGUCUUCAAGAUAUGCUAGGGGAUUUAAAAUAUCGUAUUCAUUUGUAGAAAAUUUUGGAAUCACCACAGGGAGACAGCUGAAAGAGUUCCCUUGCGCCUUCGUGUAUAAUAGUAGUGAGUCGCGCAACGGCACCUUUGCCUCACCCAAUUCACCGGGACCAUACCCCCGUGAUACAGAAUGUACAUACUUCUUCCACGGGGGAGAGACUGAGAAAGUCCAUCUGCACUUCACUAGUUUUGACGUCGAAGGAGUUUUGCCAUGUGAAGCAGUGUCAGCUAGUGAUUACGUUGAAUUUUCUAACCACAUGACUGAAGACAAUAGAUACGGUAGAUAUUGUGGUCAAAUGAAAGAAUUCCACGUGGAGUCAGAAAGAAAUUUCUUCAAAGUAACUUUCAGGUCUAAUGACCGUUUAGAUGGAACUGGGUUUAAAGCAAUAUACCAAUUUUUAGAAGUAACAGAUGAAUAUCGAGCACCAAUGCAAGAUGUGGCUUCGUGCUCUGUGUGUAUAGUUGGCCGCUUCCUGAUGCUACUACCAGCCACAUUAGCUCAGCUGUAUCAUCAACUAUAUCAUUAAAUAAUAAAGUGAUAUUAGAUUAAUUAAAUAGUUCAUAAUCCUGUAUAUUUUGUAUAAUAGUAUGUGCCAUACACAUGUAAUUAACUACGUAGGAACGCAAUAUUUUCUAUAAGAUUAUGUUUAAGUUUUUCUCUAUCAACUACCAACUAAAGCAAUACGAUAUGAAACACAAUAAAGAUUUUAUUCAAGGCACGUCGUAACAGUGAAAUUAAAAUAUUUGAAAUUAUUGA
Molecule: messenger RNA, 2402 nt
Organism: Plodia interpunctella (Indianmeal moth)
Lineage: Eukaryota; Metazoa; Arthropoda; Insecta; Lepidoptera; Pyralidae
Gene: Sol1
Product: suppressor of lurcher protein 1-like
Exons: 15
Coding region: 262-2172 (636 amino acids)
Cellular component (GO): plasma membrane
Source: RefSeq, a predicted model, not a curated record